GGCGCGCAGCCAAUCCGGAGGCUGCGUUCUGGGCAGGGGACGCAGUCAGCCAAUGAGAGACUCGACCGCACACAGAAACACCAAAACCCCCGCCGUCAAUCAUGUGUUGUGCAGCUUCUGCUCAGACUGUCAUACAAGACACGAUUUGAAUACAGUUCACACGGCAGUUCUUCACGAGGGAAAAGGAGAUGAUGCACCGAAACCGCCACCGCUGAUUGGAAGAUUUGGCACCUCACUGAAAAUAGGAAUUGUUGGUCUGCCUAAUGUUGGGAAGUCGACCUUUUUCAACGUGCUGACAAAGAGUCAGGCUGCAGCUGAAAAUUUCCCCUUCUGCACCAUUGACCCAAAUGAAAGUAGAGUGCCCAUUCCAGACGAACGCUAUGAUUUCCUCUGCCAAUUCCACAAACCUGCCAGCAAAAUCCCAGCAUUCCUGAAUGUUGUAGACAUUGCUGGUCUAGUGAAAGGAGCUCACGCUGGCCAAGGACUGGGAAAUGCUUUCCUGUCCCACAUCAGCGCUUGUGAUGGCAUCUUCCACAUGACACGUGCUUUUGAGGAUGAGGAUAUCAUCCAUGUGGAGGGGACCGUGGACCCAGUGAGGGAUAUGGAGAUCAUCCACGAGGAACUGAGGCUGAAGGAUGAGGAGAUGAUCGGCCCUGUUAUUGACAAGCUGGAGAAGACUGCCAUUAGAGGCAGUGACAAGAAACUCAAACCAGAAUAUGACAUGAUGUGCAAAAUCAAGAGCUGGGUAGUGGAUGAAAAGAAAAAUAUCCGCUACAAUCACGAUUGGAAUGACAAGGAGAUCGAAGUGUUGAACAAAUACUUGUUUUUGACAUCCAAACCAAUGAUUUACCUUGUUAACCUCACUGAGAAAGACUACGUCAGGAGGAAAAACAAAUGGUUGGUGAAAAUCAAGGAGUGGGUGGAUAGUCAUGACCCCGGAGCAUUGGUCAUCCCCUUCAGUGGCGGCCUGGAGAACCAGCUACAGGACAAGAGUGAAGAGGAGAAGGAGAAGUACUGCACAGAGCUCAAGACGCAGAGCGCUCUGAGCAAGAUCAUCAAGGCAGGCUACGCUGCCCUGCAGCUGGAGUACUUCUUCACUGCUGGACCAGAUGAGGUCCGUGCAUGGACCGUUCGGAUCUGCCUGCCCUCCUCCUGCCACUGGAGAUAAGGAGCCUGUGCAUUGUGCCUGCCUAAUCUGUGUGACAGAGGUUGUCUGUGCCAAAAUUGAUGUCGCUUUUCAUUCGACUGUUUGUGGGCCUCGCUGGGAGCUCCUCCUCCCCGUGUGUCUCAGUUUACUGAGCGCAGCCCGCCAAGACCUUUGUGCAACGCGAUCACAGGACUUACAUCAAUACAGAUGACGAAAAUUAAGCACAGAUAUGAUAAGGUACUUGACCAGUCAUAUUUUGUGUCCAAGAAGGUGGUUUCAACUUUUUUCUAAACCUGAAGUCCACAUGAAAACGAGUCUAGAUGAAUCUGCCAAAAGGUUUUAACCGUAUCUGUGUUUUAUCCACAUUGAAACUGUGUUGUGGGGACAUCUCCAAACGCCCAAUAAAACAACCAAUAUGCUUUUUCGGGGUAAACAAUGAUGCCAUAAUCCCACCUCCCUCUUGGACUUGCAUUCACUGUUGCUUAUCUUUGUCGUCGUCGUCUUGCUCUUCUAGUGUUUGGAAUUUAGUUUUUUUAUUUUGUUAGUUGUCUUGCUUCUUUCU
Molecule: messenger RNA, 1709 nt
Organism: Solea solea (common sole)
Lineage: Eukaryota; Metazoa; Chordata; Actinopteri; Pleuronectiformes; Soleidae
Product: obg-like ATPase 1
Exons: 11
Coding region: 53-1168 (371 amino acids)
Cellular component (GO): cytoplasm
Molecular function (GO): GTP binding; ATP hydrolysis activity; ATP binding
Source: RefSeq, a predicted model, not a curated record